This is a messenger RNA of Closterium sp. Yama58-4, 1755 nucleotides long. The record is from the annotation of a GenBank genome assembly. NCBI's taxonomy places the organism in Eukaryota, Viridiplantae, Streptophyta, Zygnematophyceae, Desmidiales, Closteriaceae.
AUGAAGCCACCACCGCGAGCAACGAGGAGGUCGAGAGCGAAAGCGGAGGCGGAGGAGGGUGCGACGCGUGUAAGUCGAGAAACAGAGAUAAUCAAGAAAGGACAAGCGCAUAACGCAGAAAAGACUAGUUCACCGGAUGGAGACGAGUCGCCUUUAGAAUUGGAAGGUAAAAACUCCGAAUCCGCAAAACCCGGGGGAGCUUACAAGGAAGUCACCAAUAGCGACGCGGACGGGGGCGAGGACGGGGACGCUGACGGGGAUGCUGACGAGGAUGCUGACUGGGACUCUGACGGGAAUGCGGCUGGGCGAGGCGGUGCGGGAGGCAUGACGGCGUACGAGCAGCUACGAGCGGAUCGCAUGGCGCGGAACGCGGCGCUGCUCGCGGCGCUCGACGUGAGCGCUGCAGCGAGGCGGCUCAAGUCGUCGUCCGCACAGCAGCAACAACGACUCGCGCCCUCUCAAGGUUGUCGCAGCCGCAACAACGACUCGUGCCCUCUCAAGGUUGUCGCAGCCGCAACAACGACUCGUGCCCUCUCAAGGUUGUCGCAGCCGCAACAACGACUCGCGCCCUCUCAAGGUUGUCGCAGCCGCAACAACGACUCGUGCCCUCUCAAGGUUGUCGCAGCCGCAACAACGACUCGUGCCCUCUCAAGGUUGUCGCAGCCGCAACAACGACUCGUGCCCUCUCAAGGUUGUCGCAGCCGCAACAACGACUCGUGCCCUCUCAAGGUUGUCGCAGCCGCAACAACGACUCGUGCCCUCUCAAGGUUGUCGCAGCCGCAACAACGACUCGCGCCCUCUCAAGGUUGUCGCAGCCGCAACAACGACUCGCGCCCUCUCAAGGUUGUCGCAGCCGCAACAACGACUCGCGCCCUCUCAAGGUUGUCGCAGCCGCAACAACGACUCGCGCCCUCUCAAGGUUGUCGCAGCCGCAACAACGACUCGCGCCCUCUCAAGGUUGUCGCAGCCGCAACAACGACUCGCGCCCUCUCAAGGUUGUCGCAGCCGCAACAACGACUCGCGCCCUCUCAAGGUUGUCGCAGCCGCAACAACGACUCGCGCCCUCUCAAGGUUGUCGCAGCCGCAACAACGACUCGUGCCCUCUCAAGGUUGUCGCAGCCGCAACAACGACUCGUGCCCUCUCAAGGUUGUCGCAGCCGCAACAACGACUCGUGCCCUCUCAAGGUUGUCGCAGCCGCAACAACGACUCGUGCCCUCUCAAGGUUGUCGCAGCCGCAACAACGACUCGUGCCCUCUCAAGGUUGUCGCAGCCGCAACAACGACUCGUGCCCUCUCAAGGUUGUCGCAGCCGCAACAACGACUCGUGCCCUCUCAAGGUUGUCGCAGCCGCAACAACGACUCGUGCCCUCUCAAGGUUGUCGCAGCCGCAACAACGACUCGUGCCCUCUCAAGGUUGUCGCAGCCGCAACAACGACUCGCGCCCUCUCAAGGUUGUUGCAGCCGCAACAACGACUCGCGCCCUCUCAAGGUUGUCGCAGCCGCAACAACGACUCGCGCCCUCUCAAGGUUGUCGCAGCCGCAACAACGACUCGUGCCCUCUCAAGGUUGUCGCAGCCGCAACAACGACUCGUGCCCUCUCAAGGUUGUCGCAGCCGCAACAACGACUCGUGCCCUCUCAAGGUUGUCGCAGCCGCAACAACGACUCGUGCCCUCUCAAGGUUGUCGCAGCCGCAACAAUCAUAUCUGCGUGACAUUAUGAUUGUUCUGAGGUGUCGCGGAACUCAACAAGCUUAG